Messenger RNA from Argentina anserina (silverweed cinquefoil), 2314 nucleotides. RefSeq names its product putative pentatricopeptide repeat-containing protein At3g23330. The record is from RefSeq and is a predicted model, not a curated record. The transcript has a single exon. Gene Ontology annotation, cellular component: intracellular membrane-bounded organelle. Gene Ontology annotation, molecular function: zinc ion binding; protein binding; RNA binding. Gene Ontology annotation, biological process: RNA modification. Lineage: Eukaryota; Viridiplantae; Streptophyta; Magnoliopsida; Rosales; Rosaceae. The coding region runs from base 113 to 2314 and encodes 733 amino acids.
AAGCUGCAGAUGUUCAUCAUGGAAGUUGAGAAUCAUCGAGUUUCAUCAUUCCAGCGGUAGUAUCUGUUUAAACCUCGACAGCCCCAAACAGAGAAGUCAGAGUGGGAAAAAAAUGAGACGGGCUUGUCUGAGCACCAGAAGCUGUAACUCGCUGUUGAAGCAUACCGAUAAGUUCGACUUUCAGAGAUUUCAGCACUCUGGUUACCAAUCCUUACCGGAUGUUCAUCAUGCCAAGUCAGUCAAGGACGGUUCAUUGCAGCAAUUGAAAGUGGGGAGGUACGUUGUUAAUCUGUACAUGAAAUCUAGAAACUUGGAGUAUGCACACAAGCUGUUCGGUGAAAUGCCUGACAGAGAUGUCCGGUCGUGGACUGUACUUAUCUCUGGGUUUGCUCGGACUGGAGCUUGUAGAAUGGUGCUGGAGCUUUUCAAAGAGAUGCUAGCUGAGCGUGUUUGCCCGAACCAGUUUACUCUAUCUAGUGUGUUAAAGAGUUGUUCGGGUUUAAGUGAUUUUGGGAUGGGGAAGGGAGUUCAUGGAUGGAUAUUGAGAAAUGGGAUUGAGUUGGACGUGGUGUUACAGAAUUCAAUGCUUGAUGUUUAUGUCAAAUGUGGAGCAUUGGAUCAUGCAGAAAGGUUGUUUGCGACUAUGAAAGAGAGAAAUACAGUUACUUGGAAUAUAAUGAUGGGUGCAUAUAUGCAUAUUGGGGACAUGGAGAAGGCUCUUGAGUUGUUCAAAAGGUUGCCCUCCAAAGAUGGUGCUAGUUGGAACACAAUCAUGUACGGGUUAAUGCAAAAUGGGGAUGAAAGAUGUGCAUUGCAGCUACUUUAUGAGAUGGUGGGAAAUGGUGUUCCAUUUCAGAAUGUCACUUUCUCUGUAGCUCUGGGUUUGGCUUCAUCUUUAUAUGCUGCGGAACUUGGGAGACAAAUUCAUGGCUCUCUUGUGACGCUUGGCAUUGAAAAUGAUGGAUAUCUUCGAACUUCCUUGAUUGACAUGUACUGCAAAUGUGGGAGAAUGGACAAGGCAUCACUUAUAUUCCGAAAGAUGCCUCUCGGAGCGAAGUCUAAGUUUACAAGUGACGAGGUUAAGACUGAAAUCAUAUUAUGGAGUACAAUGGUUUCCGGGUAUGUUCGUAAUGGUGAGCAUGAGUGUGCUUUGAUAACUUUCCGUUCUAUGCUUCGUGAACAAAUUAUGGUGGAUCAAUUCUCUGUGACCAGUGUUGUUUCUUCAUGUGCUAACAUUGGGAGUUUGCUUCUGGGUCAAAACAUUCACGCACUUGUUCAGAAAAUUGGGUACAAAUUAGAUGUUCACUUGGCUUCCUGCUAUAUUGAUAUGUAUGCAAAAUGUGGGAGUCUAAGUGAUGCUUGGAUGAUUUUUAAACAAACUUUUCAUCCGGAUGUUGUUUUGUGGACUUCAAUGAUUUCUGCUUGCGCUGUACAUGGGCAAGGAAAGGAGGCUGUACGGUUGUUCGAACUCAUGUUAAGAGAGGGAAUUAAACCGAAUGAGGUUACAUUCGUGGUGGUUCUAAAUGCUUGCAGCCAUGCUGGGCUCAUUAAAGAAGGCUGCAACUACUUCAGCUUGAUGAAAGAAGUUUAUGGCAUUAAGCCCGGAACUGAACAUUUCACCUGUAUGGUUGAUCUUUACGGUCGUGCAGGUCGGUUAGAUGAGAGUAAGCAGUUCAUUCAUGAAAAUGACAUCUCUCACUUGAGUUCAGUUUGGAAGUCAUUUCUAUCUGCCUGCCGGCUUCAUACAAAUUUAGAACUGGGAAACUGGGUUUCCGAAAAGCUACUCCAACUCGAACCAUCUGAUGGACCUUAUGUCUUGAUGUCAAACAUGUGUGCUGCAAAUCACAGAUGGCAAGAAGCAGCUGAAAUGAGGAUUUCGAUGCAAAAGAGAGGGAUUAACAAAGUUCCCGGCCAAUCUUGGAUCCAACUGAAGAAUGAAGUCCACUCCUUCGUCAUGGGAGACCGGAGUCAUCCGCAUUCCACCAAGAUAUAUUCAUACUUGGACGAACUGAUUGCGAAACUGAAAGCAAUCGGGUAUUCAAUGGACACCAAGCUGGUGAUGCAGGACGUAGAAGAAGAACAAGGAGAAGCUAUUCUUGGUCAUCACAGUGAAAAGCUUGCACUUGCCUAUGGCAUCAUUAGCUCGGCUUCUGGGAUACCUAUUCGGAUAAUGAAGAACCUUAGAGUGUGUGGUGAUUGUCACAACUUCAUUAAAUUUACUUCUCAGCUUUUAGAUAGGGAAUUCAUUGUCAGAGAUCUUCAUCGGUUCCAUCAUUUCAAGCAUGGUAGCUGCUCCUGUGGAGAUUAUUGGUAA